Messenger RNA from Macrobrachium nipponense, 2977 nucleotides. RefSeq names its product CAAX prenyl protease 1 homolog. Gene Ontology annotation, biological process: CAAX-box protein processing. Gene Ontology annotation, cellular component: endoplasmic reticulum membrane. The transcript is spliced from 8 exons. Lineage: Eukaryota; Metazoa; Arthropoda; Malacostraca; Decapoda; Palaemonidae. The record is from RefSeq and is a predicted model, not a curated record. Gene Ontology annotation, molecular function: metalloendopeptidase activity. Bases 148 to 1557 code for a protein of 469 amino acids.
GCCGCCGAGUGCCACCUCACAGAACCCACGUUGCCAAGCUCGGUCGCAGGUUGCUGUGCUUCUUCUCGUGUGUCUCUCCGCCGUACCUGCAUUAUUUAAUAGCCCCGGUUGUGAAAUAACGCUCAGAAAUACCGAACGCUUUCAUAGAUGAUUUUCUCCAUACCCGAAUUUGCCACAUGGGAGGGCAAAUUGUUCGUGGGGAUCAUUGGAUUCUCCUGGGCUACAUACGUGUGGGAGGAAUACCUAGCGUUCAGACAGCGCCGUGUCUACAGAGAAAAAGUAGAUCCACCUGAGGAGCUGAAAGGCAUAAUGGAACGGUCUACUUACGAGAAAGCUCGUUCCUAUGGUCUUGACAAAAGUUCUUUUGGACUAAUUGAAGGAGCAUUCAACCAAGUUCUUAGCACGGGUGUGAUGGUGUGUGGAGGCAUCCCUGGACUUUGGUCAUUGUCAGGGACUAUAUUAGAGUGGCUGGGUUUUAGUACAGAAUCAGAAAUAGCACAAACAAUAGUUUUUGUAGGUGCUGGGUCCUUAAUCAGCACUAUAAUUGGUCUACCUUGGGCUGCUUAUUUUACAUUUAAGGUGGAGCAGAAACAUGGCUUCAAUAAGCAGACACCAGGUUUCUUCAUUAAAGACAAAAUUAAGAAGUUCUUCAUCGGUCAGCUUGUGUCUGCACCAGUCGUCUGUGGCCUUGUUUACAUUAUCAAGGCUGGAGGUGACUACUUCUUUGUGUAUUUGUGGGGCUUUACAAUGGCUGUUGUAAUGUUCUUGAUGACUGUCUACCCAGAUUAUAUAGCUCCACUUUUUGACAAGUAUGAACCAUUAGCAGAAGGUGACUUGAAGACAAGAAUUGAAGAGCUAGCUGCUGAAAUACAGUUCCCUCUAACAAAACUGUAUGUAGUAGAGGGGUCUAAACGUUCAGCUCACAGCAAUGCAUAUUUUUAUGGCUUCUACAAAAACAAGAGAAUAGUCUUGUAUGAUACGUUACUUGAGGAGUAUACUCCUCUCAAUAAAGCAAAGGAAGAUGACAAAGAAAAGUCAGAAGAAAAAAAGGAAGAUGGAAAUGAUAAAGCAGAAGAUAAAAAGAAAAAAGGGUGUAACACAGAUGAAGUUCUUGCAGUGCUCGGACAUGAGUUGGGUCACUGGAAAUUGAACCAUGUUCUCAAAGGAAUCGUUAUAUCUCAGGUCAAUCUGUUCCUAGUAUUUGCAGUUUUUGGUUCAUUGUACAAAUACUCACCACUUUAUCGUACCUUUGGCUUCCACCACAGUCAGCCAGCAUUCAUUGGUCUAAUAAUUGUGAUGCAGUUUGUAUUUGCACCAUAUAAUGAGAUUUUGCAGUUUCUCCUGACGAUGUUUAGUCGAUACAAUGAAUUCCAAGCGGAUGCUUUUGCAAAGAAAUUAGGCCAUGCAACCAAUUUGAAAUCUGCACUCAUCAAGCUUAAUGAAGACAACCUUGGUUUCCCAGUGUAUGAUCAUCUAUACUCUGCCUGGCAUCAUUCCCAUCCUCCCAUUUUAGAGAGGAUCAGUGUUUUGGAGAAAGAGGGAAAGAAGGAACAGUAAAUAACGGAACUAUCAACUGUACUUAUCCUUUUGCCUUUAUUUAGUUUUUAUAAAGGGACACUAAACCUACUUUGAGCUUUUUUUAAAGUUGGUAAAAUAUGCACAUAAAAUGUGAAGCUAGUAUGAAAAGCAAAGCACAACUAUUGUUUCAGCCUCUGCAUUAGUGGUUGGUGAAAGUUAAAGAAUUAUAAUGAAAAAUAGUGGCAUGGGUGGGUACAAGAUAACCAAAAGGUUGCAUACAGUUGCAUCAUGCAUGUGGUUCAUGGCCCAUUGGGCAAAAAUGAUAUCAACUUCAUCACUUGUGUAGAAAAAUUUUCAAAUAUAGAAUAGAUAGAAUUGGUAAAAUUUUUUUAUUAUGAAAAUGACUUAAGCAUUAUCAUAACACUUGGUUUUAACUGGUUGCUGUUGCACUAUAUGGCAUAUUCUCCUUAAUGUACAUGAUGACUGCUUACAAAAGGCCCAAAUUAGUGCAAAUUGCUGUUAAUACUCACAAAAAUUUCAAUGUAAAAGCACCCGUCACAAUUUUUGCCAAUUAUUCGUUCACGACAAACCAGUCGCAUUUCUUUAUGGCAUUAUAACAAAAUAAAAGACCAUUAUCAGGGUCAGUUGUAGAAGAGGAGAUAUUAAGUAGGUAAGGCGUAUGUAUUGGUGUUGAAGUUGUGUGUAAUAUGAGAUUUUAAUGCUUUUGUUUUUAAAGUUUUUCUAUUGAGAAUCUACACAAACGGGAAGAACCAAACCAAGUUUUUAUUACAUCCAAACCCCAUUGUUUUAUGUGAUUUUAUAAUCUUUAAUCAGAAAGGAUUACAAUAAAUUUCUCAUUUACUGUUUGAUUCUGCAGCUUAAUGAGUUUUAACAUUGAACAUUUGUCAGCUGUGAUUAAUGUAAAAUUAUUACCUAGUCACAAAAUGAUUUAAUAGGAUUAUGUCUGCUUUUAAAGCAAGCAGUUGUAUGUUUUGUAGAUAAACCUUAUAUUUGCAGGUUUUGUCUCUGAAUUGAAGUAAUCAGGUGUAGAAAAGGGAUGUAAGUUUUUUCUGCAUAGUGGAAAGAGAUCAGUAUAAGUUUUUUAUUUUGCUAUCUUUAUUUUAUAGUUAUUCUUUAGGAUGGCAUUGAUGGGUCAGCUUUAAAAGUAGGAAAAAACUUACAUGCUCAUGAUCAUGUUUUAUUUAAUAAUUGGAACAAGUGAUGCUUCAUUUUCAAAUGAAGUUACUUCACACUUAUGAGUUUUGUAAUUUGGUGUAAUUUCUUUGGCCAUGGGAGUGAGUGGCUUGACAAAAGUUUUGUUGAUCCUAGUUUAAAAGAUGUUUAUUUCAUUAAAACUUGUAUGUUUUACAGGUGACUUCUCAUUAUUGAGUCAAGAGUUGUAAUGAAUUUAAUUACUUUUUAUUACUCUAGAACUUGAAAUAAAAAAGAUUUUUCGAUU